This is a messenger RNA of Desarmillaria tabescens, 867 nucleotides long. RefSeq names its product short-chain dehydrogenase. The transcript has 6 exons. The record is from RefSeq and is a predicted model, not a curated record. NCBI's taxonomy places the organism in Eukaryota, Fungi, Basidiomycota, Agaricomycetes, Agaricales, Physalacriaceae. Bases 1 to 867 code for a protein of 288 amino acids.
AUGGCAGAGCUUCAUGUGGCUACUGUGAUGUCUCUUUGUGGACGAGUAGGCCUUGUUACAGGCGGAGGAACUGGAAUAGGAUUUAUGAUUGCGAAAGCCUUUGCUGCAAAUGGGGCGAAAGUAUACAUCACUGGGUGUAGGCUGGAUGUGCUAAAGCAAGCCGCGGCAUCAGUUACAGGUGUCCCAGGAUCUAUUAUUCCGAUCCGUAUGGAUGUUACUGAUGAAGAAAGUGUCAAAGCUGGAGCCAGGCACAUUGAAGGAAUGGACGGCAAACUUGAUAUCCUUGUUAACAAUGCAGGAUUUGCAGGAUCUCUUCGCGACCCAGGCUUCAUCGCGAAGAAGCUCGCAGCGGCAGAUCCAUUUGAACCUGAAACCAUCCAAAACUGGGCAGAUAUAUUUGCACUCAAUACGAUUGCCCCGCUCUUCGUCGUACGCACUUUCCAAGCCCUCCUCGUCAAAGGAGCUCGGUCCCGCCCCCAAGGCACGUCCAGUGUCGUCAACAUCAGCAGCGUGACAGCCAAGAUGGACUCAAUGAGCCCCCUAUCGUCUCUUGGUUCAGGUCGCAUACAACGUAACGAAAGCUUGAAUAAGCUCACACUUGUUCUGGCAACGAGUUUUGCUGGGAGGGAUAUUCCGAUCCAUGUGAACGUGCUGGCUCCAGGCACGUUUGCGUCACAACUGAUCAGUCCUGAGGUCUUGGGAGCGAUCAAGACUGAGCCAAUGCCUGGGUUAGUCGCGCCGAUUCCUGCGAAGAGACAGGGAAAUGAGGCGGAGAUGGGGGUGUCGACAGUCUAUUUGGCUGUGUCUGACUAUACGAACGGAGGGAUUUUGAGCAUUGAUGGUGGAUUAUCGCUGGUAAAUCCUUAA